This is a messenger RNA of Neoarius graeffei (lesser salmon catfish), 655 nucleotides long. RefSeq names its product cation-independent mannose-6-phosphate receptor-like. The record is from RefSeq and is a predicted model, not a curated record. Gene Ontology annotation, molecular function: D-mannose binding; signaling receptor activity. The transcript is spliced from 5 exons. NCBI's taxonomy places the organism in Eukaryota, Metazoa, Chordata, Actinopteri, Siluriformes, Ariidae. Gene Ontology annotation, cellular component: trans-Golgi network. Bases 8 to 655 code for a protein of 215 amino acids. Gene Ontology annotation, biological process: protein targeting to lysosome.
GAUACAGAUGAAUUACUCCAUGGGGGAUGCUGUGUGUGGGAAUUCAAAACAAGCCAAAACCAUCGUGCAGCUGUCGUGCGGAAGGACCGUGGGUCAUCCCAAACUCCUAAGGGAGGACAUGGCAGCUUGCGAGUUCUGGGUGGAGUGGGAGACUCGAGCAGCCUGUGCAGUGAAGCAGCAAGGGGAGCAGGUGGAGAUGGUGAACGGCACCAUCACAGUUCCAGAGACGGGUGCCCUGUUCAGUCUGGGAGAUCUCUACUACAGCCUCCACAAAGCCACAGUUGACAUCAGACCCAAUGGUGACACCUAUGUCUAUCACAUCCAGCUAUCAGGCAUCACGAACAGCUCCUUAUCCAAGUGCCUGGGCACGAACGUCUGCCAGGUGAAGAAGGACGCCACCGACUGCAGGAAGAUCGGCUCCUCCAACAAGGCCAAGUACUACAUCAAAGGGGACAGUCUGGACAUCCUGGUGCCUUCGGAGUCUGUGUGCAGUCGUGACAAAUCGAAGACCAUGUCGUCGACCGUCUUGUUUCACUGCAAGCCCGAGGCCGGAGUGGGCAUCCCGGAGUUCCUGCUGGAAACUGAUGGGUGUCAGUACCUGUUCGUCUGGCACACCAACAAAGUGAGCAUGGACGAAGACGGCUGCAUAGACUAG